AAAUCGCAAGACGCCUGCAAAUUAGAUGAGAUCAAGACCUCAGUAACAACAAUCGAUAGCCCCUUGGUUUUUAUUUGGCAAUUAUCGGAUGACAUCGAGUCCUCAGUAACCACACCCGAUAGCCUAUUGUUUAAUCAGAUGACAUAGGUAAUAAAUACUUCAGUUCGACACCCGGUGGCAUGGGACUGGGACUCGCAGAGUUGCAUCCAUAAAUUCAAGAAUUGAGGAAAGCAGAACCUUGUUGGCUGCUUGUUAUCAUCUCUGGACCCAUGUCUGAACAGCUCCCUCUUCCAGUUGCUGACCCUUCCUCUCAACUUCCUCCCCAACAACCACAACCAAUUCUGCUACCACUACCGCCGGCAAACAACACACUUGAGCCCGCAGCUCAGUCGUCCAACAGUGGUGCAGAGCGGCUCAUGUAUAAAAACCGACUGCAAGAAUACACACAAAAGUCUUCCUUACAGCUCCCUGUUUAUACAACUAUUAACGAAGGAGUUCAACAUGCACCAAGGUUUAGAGCUACAGUUUUAGUAGAUGGAAUGUAUUAUACAUCUCAAGGAAAUUAUCCAACUCGAAAGAGUGCAGAACAAGAAGCUGCUAAGAUUGCUCUUGAAAAUAUUCAGCAAAAGAUGAGGGAUGAUGGGUGUCCAAUCAUUCGUGAGGAUACUACUUUUUGCAAGUCCAUCCUGAAUGAGUAUGCUGUUAAGAUGCAUCUAGAGAAACCAGCGUAUAAUACAAUUCAACCAGGAGGCUUGAUUCCAGUUUUUGUAUCUACAUUAGUUUUCAAUGGUGUUAGUUAUACUGGAGAUAAAGGUAGAAACAAGAAAGAGGCUGAACAAUUGGCAGCACGAGCCAUCAUUCUUUCAAUUUUAGACUCUGCAGAUUCUGCAUCCGCCACAGUGAUGUCUGAGAUAAUCAAAUCGAAGUCCAAGCUUUAUGCAGCAGUAAACAAAAUUAGGGAUGCUAACAGCAUUCACAGUGCAGUGAACUCUGUAAACACAUGGGAGGACCCUGGUGUCCUGUUGAAUAAAGGAAAAGUUGCUCAAGUUGGUAAAACUACUGCCAGCUUUCCUAGCUUGGCUGAAUCUGCCAAGACACAUGCCACACAUGUACCGUUUCAUCCAUUCAAAAAGCCAAAACUUGAAACCAGCACUGAGGUAGUUGCUCCUCCCAUUGUAUUUGUACCUCCAGUGUUAGGACAGCCUCUGCAUUCUUCAACUUCUGGGGUAAAACGGAAUCGUAAAAACAAAAAGAAGGCUAAAGUAGGAGUGCAAAUUGGUCCUCAGAUACCUGUUGCUGUAGGACCUCUGAAUCAGAUUCCUUCUUGUUCAGUGGCCCAAUGAGAGGCUGGCUGUACUUCUAUUUAGGUUUUGUUGAUGUAUGGCGCCAAAACUAGGCUUUCUCCAGUUCAACAUCGCUUGGAAGAGCUUUUUUCCUUUUCUUUACUUCGUAGUGAUAGAUCUACCUUAGUUCUCUUUCAUGUUGGGACAUGGAACUGUGUCAUGUUAGACAAACAUAAUCUGUAGAUUUGAUAUGUUAAACUGGUUUGCAGGGAAGUGGGGAUAUCAGUUAUCUCUGUGUGUAUAGGUCCUUGCAUUAAAUGGUAUGCUUUUAUGGAUUUUCUGGUUGUGUUUAAAUGGUCCAAAUGCCUAUACUCUCCUCUUAUUGUUCC
This is a messenger RNA of Coffea eugenioides, 1672 nucleotides long. Its product is annotated as double-stranded RNA-binding protein 3-like. Lineage: Eukaryota; Viridiplantae; Streptophyta; Magnoliopsida; Gentianales; Rubiaceae. The coding region runs from base 270 to 1343 and encodes 357 amino acids. The record is from RefSeq and is a predicted model, not a curated record. The transcript has 6 exons.